CAUUCCCAUUCCCUCUUGUUCCCUUCUCUAACGAUUGAUUCAUAAAAAGAAAGGAAGACACACCGGGAAGGGAAGCCAUGGAGGAUCCGAAUGAACGCCACUCGCCGGAGGUCUUUGCCCCCGCCGACCUUUUUGUCCCUCCGAACAUAGAUCGUGCUCGACUCUUCGCCGGAGAAUCCUACGCCUACUACUCACCAUGCCCUUCGGAAACGGAUCCUGAAUUCGAGAGCUCCAGUCCGACUAGAUCAUCUUCUCGCACAAAUUACGUUUUGGGGGUCGAUGAAGCUGGACGCGGCCCCGUUCUGGGGCCAAUGGUAUACAGUGCAUUUUAUUUACCGCAUGAUCUCCACCAUCCAAUUCUGGCGCAACAGUACAGCUUCGAUGACAGCAAAGUUCUGACACCCGCUGUGCGUGCCAACUUAAUGGAGACGCUCUGUACCCCGGGCACGCCGUUGUUCCAAUCGUCCGGAUGGGCGACUAAAAUACUCUCCGCUCGGGACAUCUCGUCUGGCAUGAUGCGUCUUGGGACAGGAGCUUACAAUCUGAACGCGCAAGCGAUGGAUGCCACCAUUGAACUCAUUCAAAACAUUGUCGAGGUCAAAAAGGUGGACAUAAGAGAAGUUUACAUUGACACAAUCGGCAACCCUGCCGUUUACCAGCAGAAACUGGAGCGCAUUUUCCCUUCUUUACGGAUUACCGUUGCCAAAAAAGCUGAUUCAUUGUACCCAUGCGUUAGCGCCGCAAGCGUCGCCGCCAAAGUGACUAGAGACGUGGCACUAGAACUAUGCCACCAGAACGUACUGGUGGCCCAAGCACCUCAAAAUGCCUCCCAUCAAAAUGCUACGGAGAGCUGGGGUAGUGGCUAUCCAUCUGACUCAAAGUGCGUUCGCUGGCUUCGAAGAAACAUGGACCCUAUAUUCGGGUGGAGUAACGAAUGCCGCUUUAGUUGGGGUACUGCGAAGGAAAUGUUAGAGCUCAAGGGGGGUUCCAAGGUUGAUUGGCCGGUGGAUGGAAACAAUUCGCAGUUGCGGGAAUUCAUGUUGGCAUCGUCCUCUGGUAAUGGAGGGACAGCUGCCCAUGAACUAGGGCAGUGGUUUGGAAGCAAACCGACUGAGGUUCUUUGAUUGAGAGCAGGAGAGCUGGGAUUUUGUGAUGAGCCACACACACAAUCAGCAUUAAUGAUCAUGAUACCCCCUCUUUGAUAACCAUUGGAAUAGAAACAGACGGUCCUCUCC
Molecule: messenger RNA, 1235 nt
Organism: Aspergillus steynii IBT 23096
Lineage: Eukaryota; Fungi; Ascomycota; Eurotiomycetes; Eurotiales; Aspergillaceae
Product: ribonuclease H2 catalytic subunit RNH201
Exons: 1
Coding region: 78-1124 (348 amino acids)
Biological process (GO): DNA replication, removal of RNA primer; mismatch repair
Cellular component (GO): ribonuclease H2 complex
Molecular function (GO): RNA-DNA hybrid ribonuclease activity; RNA binding
Source: RefSeq, a predicted model, not a curated record